Molecule: messenger RNA, 2162 nt
Organism: Centruroides sculpturatus (bark scorpion)
Lineage: Eukaryota; Metazoa; Arthropoda; Arachnida; Scorpiones; Buthidae
Product: zinc finger Ran-binding domain-containing protein 2-like
Exons: 10
Coding region: 1-1008 (335 amino acids)
Biological process (GO): RNA processing
Molecular function (GO): RNA binding; lipopolysaccharide binding
Source: RefSeq, a predicted model, not a curated record
AUGCCCGGGGCUAAUAUUAAUUCAGCCAUCUUAUUUUGUAGAUCGUCUUCCGAGAUGUCUGUAUCUAAUUCAGAAAAGAAAUUUAGAAUGAACGAAGGCGACUGGAUUUGCAGUGAUUCACAAUGUGGAAAUGUAAAUUUUGCUAGACGAGCUACCUGUAAUAGGUGUGGAAAAGAAAAGUCAACUAUACCACAAAGGAAAAAACUUGGUCAUGAGAUUGGAAAAGCAGCUGCAGAGAAAAGUAGGGGUUUAUUCAGUGCAGAUGACUGGCAAUGUGGAAGGUGUGGGAAUGUGAAUUGGGCACGCAGACAACAAUGUAACAUGUGUAAUGCACCAAAAUAUGGAGAAGUAGAAGAGCGAACAGGUUUAGGAGGUGGUUAUAAUGAAAGAGAAAAUAUUGAAUAUAUUGAAAGAGAAGAAUCUGAUGGUGAAUAUGAUGAUUUUGGAAGGAAAAAGAAGAAAUUUAGAGGCAGCAUAAGUAGUAAAUCCGAUUCUAAUCAUAUAAGUGAAACAAAGUCAGAAGUUAAAACUGAAAAAGAAGUACCUAAAAGUAAAAUUGAAUCUGAAGAGGAAAAAUUAGAGGAGGAGGAAGAGGAUGAUGAAGAUGAAGAGGAGGAUGAAGAUCUAUCAAAGUAUGACUUAAGUGGAUGGGGAGAUGAUUCACCCAAAAAGAACGAUAAGAAUUCUGUUUCACAUUCAAGAUCAUCUUCGUCGUCAUCAGAAUCACGUUCAAGAUCUUCCAGCAGUGCUUCUACAUCCUCUAAUUCUGCCCGAUCUCAGUCGUCCUCCCCGUCACGCUCCAGAUCUCGUUCAGCCACACCUGUUCGUGGUCUGGCAAAAAGAAUCAAGAGAACAAACUCCAGGUCCAGAUCCAGUUCACAUGAUUCUAGAUCCCGAAGCCGGCGCCGCAGAUCUCAGUCCAGGAGCCGUUCCCCGAUCAACCAUCCUCGGUCCAGAUCUAGGGAUAGUGAAAGGUCAGUUUCAAAGUCACCUGAGUGUCGCAAAUGAUGAAGAUCAACUCAUUUAGCAGUUUAUUGAGCUGUUGGUAAUGAUUUUCAAGAAAUAUUGAAUAUCUAAAUUCUAAUCUUGUUUGAAUAAUUUUUUUUAAUGUUUCAUGUAGCAUUAAAUUAAUUAUUAGCUGUAUCACAAAAUGAAAAUAUGUUCAAAAUAAAAUUUCUGGGCUUUCUUUUUCUGGACCAAAUUCAUCUCUACGUUUUGGUAAUUCAAUUACAAAUGUGCUAAAAGCUCAGAAUUAUGUAUUAAAAUUAUAAGAUUUAGAGAAAAAUUUAUGCUGCCUAUUAAACUUUUUUAUAAAAAUUACCAUCUAGAUGAAGAAACAUAUCAUUACAUGAAUUGUUUUCAUAUGGUAUUUGCAGUAAUGAGGAAGUUCAUACAUGAGAGUUUCUACUUUGAAUUUUAGGUUAUCAAUUGCUCAACCUCCAUCAAAUUAAAUUGGACAUGCAUGUGGAAUCAAAUAUGUAUCCCAAAUGAAUAGCUGUAAUUCAUAAUAUAUUUACAAUUUUUAGAUAUUUUUUUAUUACAGUGAGACAGGAUAAUAGAUUUAUGUAAUGAAUAAAUACAGUAAAGAGAGGAAACCUUUUAUCUCAGUUAAAAUUUUUCUUUUAGUGUUUAUAUAUAUUUAUAUUUGGUUCAUGUUGUCCAAUUACCAUGUGUACAAUUAGUAUACAACAUUCAUCUUUAAAGUAUUUUAAUUCAUUACAAGAAGAAAUGUUAACAACAUGAGAAGUGGAUGUAUGCUUUGUAAAAUUUGCAGCUUAUUGUUAUAAUUCUUAAUUGCAUAUUAUGUAAAUUUAAUUUCUCAAAUAAGAGAGUUUUUAGUUAUUAUUUAAAAAUGGAGAUGUUUCCUCAUUGAUGCUAACACUCAUACGAGCUAAUGAAUGAAAAGUAACAUUGUAAUAAUGCACAAAUGUUAUAUCUUAGCAAAAACUUCACUUUAAAUUGUAAAAACAAAGCUUUAACCUUUAGUUAGGCUAUUCAAGUACUAUAGUUCUGUCCUUUCACUAUGGUACAUCCACUAAAGGUUUGUUUAAAGCAAUCACACUCAAUCUUUCUGAAAUGUACAGAUUCUAUAAUUUGUCAAAAUAAAUGUGGUAAUAGUCUUGUACUAUAAAUUGUCAAUUAAUAAAAUCAUUUAUGUUGAA